This is a messenger RNA of Talaromyces proteolyticus, 1900 nucleotides long. RefSeq lists its product as uncharacterized. Bases 314 to 1588 code for a protein of 424 amino acids. The transcript is spliced from 2 exons. The record is from RefSeq and is a predicted model, not a curated record. NCBI's taxonomy places the organism in Eukaryota, Fungi, Ascomycota, Eurotiomycetes, Eurotiales, Trichocomaceae.
GUUUCUCCUUGCAUCCCAUUGCUCUGAAGACAAGACACACGCGCAUAUUCUCGCAACUUCAUGAGGCGAAUUUCAGCUCAUUGGACUCCCGCAUCAUGUUGGACGAAAACCUCCCUACUUUCUAUAUCAGUCCUAAUGGGAAAAAGCUCACAACCAAUGUCUUAUUUACACAGCAUGGAAAUGAACCUCAGCCCACCUAUACGCUUCGUCGCCUCGAUGCCUCCCAGCCCGCCUCCCAGAAUCGCUAUGCGAUCGCCCUCUACGACGCAUACAUCCCCGAAGUGCUAUACGGAGAGGUGUUGAUUGUGCCAAAAUGGACUCAACCGACCCUAUCAGCAGAAGCAAUUCGUCAGAACGGCGGUGUCGCUCCUCCCCCGAACCCGUUAUGCCUACCGAAUUUUCUAUCCACCUAUACAAUCCCGAUCAAAUAAUCACGGUACAGUACAAGCCGAAAACGUGGAACACCCAGCCAUCGUGGGAGUUUGAGAUGCCCCAACAAUCCUUCAAGCAACCAUCGAAUUCGACACUGGACCAAAUGGAAAGUGACCCUGCCGCCUCAGAUAUAACACCGAAGUUGAAAUUUGUCUGGCGGAAGGACGGUUCGUUAUCGAAGGAUUUCGCGUGUUACCUCUCAGGGAAGACCACUACCCCCGGUACUCGCAAGAAGAACAAGGAACCAGAUAUCACCCUUUCGAUUUUCAAAGCACUCAAAGAACUUACACUUUACGAACCCAACCUAUAUCGAGUCGAAAUGGAAGACUUUAAAGGCUUAGAAGUCGUACUGAUGCUAGGGGCUGUGGUCAUUCGGGAUAUUUUCUUUGGCCCAUUGAAAGACGCCUUCAAUAUUGCCAACUCGUCUGCUCCUGUCAACCCGGUUGCAACAGGCGCCGUAGUGCCACCAAGCAACAAGACCUCCGCCACUACUGCUCCUCCCCGGCGGCCGCAGGUCACUAUUCCAGUGCGGGAGUCUCGACCAGCGUUAGCUCAACAAAAUACGAACCCGUCAACAAAUCGUGAGACUGAUGCAGAGAAUGCUCGCAUGAAACAGCAACGGCAAGCUGAAGAACAACAACGUCGACGAAGAGCCGAAGCAGAGGAACGCCAAUCACGGGAAUUACUUGAAGCGGAGAAAAAGAGACAGCAGAAAAAACAAGCAGACAUCAAUAAAGAAACAGAACGCUUGAAGAAACUUUAUGGAAAGGAGGAUGAGCAAAGCCGUCGGCAGAAAAGACCUCCUCAGCCACCACGGUCACAUACUCCGGGCAUUGUUGUGCACACGUCAAGUCCAGUGCACCAGGCCAGGUACUCACACUACCUUCCUCCCACUCAAAAUCAGCAACGGCCGGGUCCGUACAUGCAAUCACCAGGUAAGCAUCGGCCUUCGCAGUCUACAGCCAGCUUCCAUGCACCACCACAACCACCGAGACCACAAUCGUCAGCUUCUUUUUUUGGAAAUGGCCAGCGGCCGCCUUCAUCUGCCCAGCCGGUGCCGCAAUUGAAAGAGAAAAAGAGCUUCUUCGGCUUUCUGAGACCGUCAGAUAACGACGACAAGAGCAAGCUGAGCAAAAAACGAAGCUCAAUGUUCUAAUUGAAAAAAGAGGAGCCAGGUGCUUUCAUUUUGUGAUACCCUCUAUUGUUUAUAUGGGAAUAUUAUGACGGCCAUGAUUUACUAUCCUUUGCAUGUCUCAGGGUUUUUGGAGCAUAAAAAGCUGGUGUUCUGCUUAUAUUUUGACUUUCUGUUUAUAUAUGGUUUGACGCCAGAGGAAGCAGGCUUGGAUGUGGAUUAUAUUAGGCAACUGUUUUUUUUUUUUUUGGAAUUAGUCCAACACUCCAGAUGUCUUGAUUAAACGUUCAAUGGCAACUGGAAACCUAAGGUUAAAUGAAAGUUCUGGUUCGAUUC